Molecule: messenger RNA, 303 nt
Organism: Brenthis ino (lesser marbled fritillary)
Lineage: Eukaryota; Metazoa; Arthropoda; Insecta; Lepidoptera; Nymphalidae
Source: the annotation of a GenBank genome assembly
AUGGAUGGAAAAGUGUUUUUAAUUACGUAUUUUUUAUUCAUUGGUUUUUCACAAACAGUAGAAGACAAUGAAUUUAAAACCUAUAAUAAUUACAAGUGGUAUAACGUGCAAGGCAGCAAAAAUGCGUUGGAAGAAUUGAAAGAAAAAAUGUUGGAGAAAGAUAACUCGCUCAUUUACUUGAGCGGUGUAAAAACAAAUGAAAUCUUAAUUGCUCCAGAAUUAAAUUCAUUUUUUCUAGAAAUAUCUUCUAAGGAAAAAUUGAACGCAACGCUACUACACGACGACGUUUCUAAAAUAAUUCGA